AUGGCUACUACUUUCCACAAAUUUCCUCUCCUUCCGCGAGAACUCAGGGAGGAGAUCUGGUAUUUUGCCGUUCGGUCACACCACCGUGGAGUCCAAAUCUUUCAGGCAUACAAGUCCCCUUCAUAUGAGGGCCAUAGAGCUACCUCACUGAGGAAUCAUAUCUUGCGGAUUUACAGAACGAGCAUGAAGGCUUCCUUUUUGGCCAACGGUUUACUUACCCCCGCACGAACCUCAAUCGAAUACAACAGGCCCUGGUAUUUUGGCGCUCCCCUGAGACCCAAGGGUUAUGUGGGCCUCGAGGGAUCUUUAGACAAUAUUGUCUCGACCUACAUGAUCGAUUGCGGGCUCUGGACCGCUUGCAAAGAAUCGAGGCGUGUUAUUCGGAAGCACUUCGCUAAUCCCUCGAACAACCCCUGGGGACUACCCGAGCGCGGGAGCGUGAGCUAUUGCUCAGGCAGCAACCCGUUCUGCUUGUCUGUCUGGCCAGGCUCGGACCUUUUCAUCCUAGAUUUUGACAACUUCUUCGGUACCAACUGGGGCCCUAUUGAAGUGUUUCCCGGCACUCCAGAAUCAUCUCCCUGCCCUGUGGAGUCUUGCAAGGAAGUUGGUAUAGUGUAUGACAGCAUCCGAGACAAUGACAACCCCAGGGCUUGGCAGAAUGUGACACUUGCCAUGGACUUUUUGCGUUUAUUGUCGCUGAAACGACACCUGUGGUUGGUCGACACAAACUUGAAGCGGAAGAGAGGCGCCGCUUCGUCUCGCGACAGCGACACGACAGAGUUCUAUGCGAGUGAUAGGAAGUUCAUACCGGUUCCUCUCGAAAAAGGGGAAGAUAACAUGAAUGAGUGGGAGUAUUUGAAUCCAGUGGCAGGUGGGAAUUUUCGAGCCUCAUCUAUUUAUUAUGCACACCUCGCAAAUCAAGUGGCAGGCCGUUUAUGGACCUCGCCUGGGUACACAGCAGUCAAUCAUGGGCGCUCUCCUGAAGAUUGGAUCGGACUUCUUGGAUGGGAGGAUCUUGAAAAUUCAUGA
Fusarium tjaetaba is the source of this 1029-nucleotide messenger RNA. RefSeq lists its product as uncharacterized. The coding region runs from base 1 to 1029 and encodes 342 amino acids. The record is from RefSeq and is a predicted model, not a curated record. Lineage: Eukaryota; Fungi; Ascomycota; Sordariomycetes; Hypocreales; Nectriaceae. The transcript has a single exon.